Molecule: messenger RNA, 2739 nt
Organism: Aquila chrysaetos chrysaetos
Lineage: Eukaryota; Metazoa; Chordata; Aves; Accipitriformes; Accipitridae
Product: HAUS augmin-like complex subunit 3
Exons: 4
Coding region: 51-2219 (722 amino acids)
Biological process (GO): centrosome cycle; spindle assembly
Cellular component (GO): mitotic spindle; centrosome; HAUS complex
Source: RefSeq, a predicted model, not a curated record
GUGCUGCUGUGGCACCCUUGAGAUGGCUGUGGGUGUCAGGACCCUUAAGGAUGACUCCUGCUUUUUUCCUUCUAGUGCUGACCAUCCUUGCCAUGUUCAGCCAGAGAUACUCCCAAGCCUUCCCACCGGACACGGUCAACGGAGGGGCAGAGUUUGUGGCGACACUGAGGCUGGUCUACCCCCACGCAGACACGCUCUGUGAGAAGGACUUUGAGUGGCUCUUUGACUGCCCUCAGACAAAGCAGUUCCUCGAGUGGUUCUGCAGCACGGUGGGUGAGGAGAAUGUGCUGAGCCCAGCUGAGGUGGAGGCCUACGAUGCCCUGUUGGCUGCAGGCAAGCCCAUCCUGGAAGGUGAUGCUCUCGAGCAGGUGUUACAGAUGUGCCACCAGGUCCCGCAGUUGCCAAGCACGAUACCGGAUGAUGAGGGUCUCCCUUUGGAGGCCCUGCAGCAGGAGCUUCAGGAGCUGAAGGACUAUCGUGACCGUCAGCUCUGGCGACACAGCAAGCUGCAGGUUUGGACAGCCAACCUGCAGCGGGAGCUGAGGUGUUUGGAGGAGGAGGAGAAAGUGGUGAAGCAGGACUUGAGGAAGGCUCAGAUGGACCUGGAAGUAGAAGCCUUCCAAACCAGAGCUGUCCUGAGCCAGAUCAGCAAGGCUGCAAAGCAGCUGGCAGAGUGGCAUGGGGAUGUGGGGAAAGGCCGGCUGCCGGCACUGCUGUGCGAGAUGGAUCUUGGCCCUUACAUGGAGCUAGAACAACAGGCCACCAACAUGUUUGAGAGUUUCAUCCAGCAGGUCCUACCAGGGAGUGUCCAAGCUCCAGAUGCUCAGGGAAAAAGUGCACAGGGAAAGAGCAGCCUGAAGGAAAGGCUGGAGGCUGCGACACAGAUGGACUCAGACUGGAAAAUACUGGAAGGAAGAAGAGGAGCUCCUUAUCAAGAGUGUGCAAACACACCAUGGGGGGCGGCAGCAGCAAGUCAGGGAAUACUGGUCCGAGGCUCAAAGGCAGAGCUGCUAGUGGAGGGGAGGAAUGGACGAGAGGUGUUGAGCAUGGGGGAUGAGGAAGAGAGAGAUAGCAGCCAGGAAGCCACAGAGAGAAUGGAUGCCGAGCAAACAACAAUGCCGAAAAGCCUUGGGACUGAUGGAGAUGAGCUACUGCAGGACCGAGACCACUACUGGAAGGAGCUGAGCCGAAUGGAGAAAGCACAUAUCUGUGCCCAGAGGGAGGUUAUAGUCAUGUCAGCAAAAGUGGAAGGCAACUGUGCUGCGCUGGAGUGGGCCCAGAGGACUCUGGAAGCUCUCAAGGAGAACCAGCAUGUAGUUGAGGCAGAGCUCCGGAGUCAGGCUGCCGCACUUCAGAAGCAGCUUCAUGCCCUGCGUUGCGACAUCGCGCAGAUCCUGACCCACCGGCUGCCACCCCUGCUGAAGGCAGAGGCCUGCUUCUCUCGCCUGCCCAUCCUGCAGAGGCAGCUCAGCCUGGAAGCUGCCCAUCUGCAGUACGUUGCCAGGAGGCAGGAGGAGGCAGCUGCGUGGCUGGCAAGCCAGCACAGCCGCCUGGAUCUGCUGGAGCUCCAGCUGAAAUGGGAGAGAAAGGAGUUGGACCAGAAGGCUUCUGAGCUGAGGGAGAUGAAAACUGCUAUGAGGGAAGCCCAGACCAGGCUGCAGGAGCAGCAGGACUACUUCAAAGAUGCCAGCUCCUCCCAGAAAUGUUGUCCACGCAUAUGGAUAGACCCCAAAGACCUCUCUGCUGUACGACUCUGGGAGAUGCUGGUGGGGCAAGAUUGGGAGGAGCAGCUCUUCCACAGCUAUGAGGCCAUAGCAGCCCAUUGCUCCCAGUUGGUUCAGGACCAGAGGGUGCUGGAAGCACAGCUGGCAGCUCCUAUGUCCCAGCUCCCUGCCCUGGAGUCCUCCACAGAGGUGCUCUACGGGCUGCUGUACAACAGCUCCAACCAGCUGCAGCUCUCCUCUCCGGAGAUCACAGACCUGAUGCAGCAACUGAUCACCAUGCAGGACAACCUCUACCAAAAGCUGGCAGACCUCCUGAGUGACUUGAAGGUCAAACGCAGAUCUCUGGAGAGCCCUAUCCUGCAGACAGAGCGCAACCUUUACGUGUAUUUUUACUGCAAUGAGGAUUGGCUGAGAGAGGUGGUGGAGGAGCUGGAGAAGCAGGUGUGGGCUUCCUCCAAGGGACCAGUGAUGGAGCUGCCUUAUGCAAAGGAGUAGGUCAAAGGGAUGCUCACUCCUUGCCACAGAAAUGGUGCCAUCUUUUGGUUGGGCUGGGUCAUCAGUCCUGGACUGGGAGAGAACUCUGGUGGUCCUAGCUCGUGACAGGUUACUUGGGUCAUGGUGCAGCAGCUGGGCUUAAAAGAAGCAGGGAGCUUAUUCCUUAAACAAAGAGUUUCCCAAAGCUGGUGGGUGGGAUAGAUGAUAUGAAAGAAAUUGAUGUAUCUUGUGAGUUGGCAUUGGAAGCCUUGUAUAGACAGGAGACUUCUCAUGCCAACUCUACAAGAGAAUGGGUGCUGGGGGCAAGCGGACUGACACUUUUCCUCACCUUCUGGGGAAAGGAGUUUUGUAUAUUUUGUGGGGAAUAAAAAGGUCCAUUACUCACAAUUGCAGAGCUUGCCUCCAGAGCUGUUAUACCCUGGGCAAUAAAAUCUUGUACUUGCUGAGUUUGCUGUCUUGGUUAUGGGCUGUGACACUUGCCAGGCUCAGAAUCACCCUCCUUUCUCCAACUAUCCUAUUU